Molecule: messenger RNA, 462 nt
Organism: Aureobasidium uvarum
Lineage: Eukaryota; Fungi; Ascomycota; Dothideomycetes; Dothideales; Saccotheciaceae
Source: the annotation of a GenBank genome assembly
AUGGAUCAGGCCAACACAACAAACUACAAGGAGGCUUUCGCUCUCUUCGACAAGCGCGGUAACGGCCGUGUCCAGAUCGACUCCCUGGGCGAUCUCCUUCGCGCAUGCGGCCAGAACCCCACCCUCGCUGAGAUCAGCGACCUCGAGAAGAGCAUUGGCGGAGACUUCCUCAACCGCGCUGGCGGUUUCCGCGACCCCGGCGAGCCCGAGGAGUACUGCCGUGGUUUCCAAGUCUUCGACAAAGACAUGACUGGCUUCAUCGGCGUUGGUCAGCUCAGAUACAGUACAACUGCCCCUGGAACAAUCUUUGCCGAGAACAAGACACUGACACAAUACACAGUCUUGACCAACCUGGGCGAGAAGAUGAGCGACGACGAGGUCGACGAGCUGCUCAAGGCCGUUGACACCAGCAGCGGCGAGAUCAACUACGUUGACUUGGUCAAGACCGUCCUCGCGAACUAA